GUUCAGUUUACUCAUCUCAUGUCACUUCAACCUUCAGUUCUGAUGAGAAAAAUGCUAUUUUAUGGCUUUUCCUAAGAGGAAAUUUCCUUUUGAAUGAAGGACUUCCAGAUGUAACUUCUAUAUGAGAUGCACAACAGCUGUGUUUUCUGGAGGUUACCUUACACAAACGUGUCCACAAAUGAACACAUGAAUCAUUUAAGAUGAUGGAUGAGGGUGUCCCAAGAAAGCUUUAAACAUAAUUUCUGAUCAUCAGAAGAAAAAUCAAUGCAUUGCUCAUUUUUUAUGAGUGCAUUUCCACAUUUCCAACACCUCAAGUGUUGCAGAACUUUUUAAAAGACAACCCGCCAUGCUCAGAAGGUGGCUGCUGUACCUGGUGGCCAGAAUGGGCCUCAUCACUCUGGGCCUCUGCUGCUGUCUGCUGCUGCUUUACCUCCUGGCCUGCAGACCGGCGUCCCACAGCAAACAGCAGCCUCUGCAGUGGUCUGGAGGCACCACCAGCAAGGAAGGAUACAUGGCCUUGUUGCAGGAGAGGGAGGACUCCCACAGACAUUACGUCAACAGUCUGACGAAGCAGAUAUCUGAGCUGAAGGAGGCUCUCCUGGAGAGAACGCAGCAGCUUCACGAGUCCCUAGAGCAAGCUAAAAGUAAAGGGAUUCUGCCUCAGGGUCUGGAGAGCCUGCACAAAAACCCGACAGAGUCUGACCUCAAGGAGUUCUUCCGUUCCCAGCUGAUCCAGGCGGAGGUGAACUCAGGUGUGAACCUGCCCAAUGAGUACGCUCUUACUCCUUUUGACACUUUCACCCUGCAGACGGUUUACCAGCUGGAAGGUGGACUGUCAAGACACCCAGCUGAGAGGCCUGCGAGGAAAGACCGCAGAGAUGAGCUGAUCAGCGCAGUGGAAACAGCUCUGCACAUCCUGAACGGACCCCAACAGCACAGAGACGGCGCCAAGAGGAAACAAACCUACUCACCUGCAGACUUCAUACAGGGGCUGACUCGCAUAGAGCGGGACAGAGGAAGUGUUUACGAACUGAUGUUCAAAGGGGACGGAUCUCGGGACUUCAGGACGCUUGUCCUCUUCAGGCCGUUUGGUCCGGUGAUGAAGGUGAAGAGUGAGAGCGUGAACACCCAUGGCGUAGUCAUCAACAUCAUUGUCCCACUCUCCAAGAGGUUGGAGGCGUUUAAGCAGUUCAUCAACAACUUCAGAGAAGCAGGAAUCCAGCAGGACGGCAGGGUUCAUCUGACUGUGGUGUAUUUUGGCCGAGAUCAGAUUGAGCAGGUGAAAGCUUUAAUGGAUCGGACCACCAGGGAGACGCGGUUCAGGAGUUUCACGCUGAUUCAGGUGAACGAGGAGUUUUCCCGCGGCCGAGGCCUGGAGGUAGGCGCCAGGGCUUGGCGGCACAAACAGAACGUCCUGCUCUUCUUCUGUGACGUGGACGUCCACUUCACCGCCGACUUCUUGACUUCUUGUCGCCUGAACGCAGAACCUGGAAAGAAAGUGUACUACCCAGUCCUGUUCAGUCAGUAUAAUCCAGCCAUCAUCUACAGCAAUCAAACUCUCCGACCUUCUCUUCAGCAGCAGCUGGUGAUAAGGAAGGAAAAUGGAUUCUGGCGGGACUUUGGGUUUGGGAUGACGUGUCAGUACAGAUCAGAUUUCAUCAAUAUAGGUGGAUUUGACCGUAGCAUUAAAGGUUGGGGUCUGGAGGACGUGCAUGUCUACAGAAAGUACCUUCACAGUAAGAUGAUGGUGAUUCGUGCUCCGUCUCGCGGCCUUUUCCACUUGUGGCACGAGAAGAGCUGCUCAGACGAGCUUCCUGCAGACAAAUACAAGAUGUGCAUGCAGACGAAAGCCAUGAGUGAAGCCUCACAUGGCCAGCUGGGGGAGCUGUUCUUCAAACAGGAGAUAGAGCACCAUCUGGACUCCCAGAAACAGAAAUCUGAAAGCAUCUGAUGGGACACGUGAAUUCAGAUGACGGAUUUCUAUUGUUUAACAUGUUAUAAUGUAAUAAUUUAAAUGCUUCAUAAAUCAGGACAUUUUAAUUGAAUACUGAAGCACACAUUUUUAUUCUACGAAAGUUUUUGAGUAAACGCAGAAAAAAGAGGAUUUUAAAUAAAAGUGUUUGCUGUUUCUUAUGGACGUGGGGUCAACUUUUAUCAUUUUGCACAAAAAUAUUAAAGUCUAACUCAGAAUUGUCAAAGCAGAGAAACAUGAA
This is a messenger RNA of Nothobranchius furzeri (turquoise killifish), 2213 nucleotides long. RefSeq names its product chondroitin sulfate N-acetylgalactosaminyltransferase 1. NCBI's taxonomy places the organism in Eukaryota, Metazoa, Chordata, Actinopteri, Cyprinodontiformes, Nothobranchiidae. Gene Ontology annotation, molecular function: glucuronosyl-N-acetylgalactosaminyl-proteoglycan 4-beta-N-acetylgalactosaminyltransferase activity. The record is from RefSeq and is a predicted model, not a curated record. Gene Ontology annotation, cellular component: Golgi cisterna membrane.